This is a messenger RNA of Cordyceps militaris CM01, 1044 nucleotides long. RefSeq lists its product as uncharacterized. The transcript has 6 exons. NCBI's taxonomy places the organism in Eukaryota, Fungi, Ascomycota, Sordariomycetes, Hypocreales, Cordycipitaceae. The record is from RefSeq and is a predicted model, not a curated record. Bases 1 to 1044 code for a protein of 347 amino acids.
AUGGCCGCCUCCGUCGCCGCGACCGCCGCGACCGCCGCGACCGCCCCGAGAAAAAACGUCACGCGUGCGGGGGUCGGGAUGCGGCGAGAGACGGAGCGGAAAAGAAAAAGAAACGGUAGUUGGUGGGGGUAUGCUGGUAGGGUCGAGGCAAUGUUUUUGGUUGAUGCGACUGGGGCUGAUAAUCGUUCGUGGCCAGCUCUUGGUGUGCCGAGGUGUCUGGCUGGGCGAGUUAUUGCCUUCAGAAAGCCUUGGACGUGCAACCAUCGACAAGCUCGACGUUCAAAAGUGGAGAUUUUGUCGUCUUUUUCUUGCUUCUGGUUGGUCAUCGAACCAGAACGCCGCAAUACUACAAGUGAUAAUUGCAAGCUGAGGCGAGACUGCUCUCGAAUUUCAUCAUGCUUUGGAUACAUUAAAUUCCCGCGGCGAGGCCGGGGGUGGUGGUGGUCAGUCCAAUGGCCGCCGCGACCUGAUCAAAUGCCGACGGCGAGAGGCGGGCGGCAAACGGCAGAAGCGUUCGAGUUUUGUAGCCCCAGCAAGCCCAGGCAGAUCAUCAGGCUGAUCCGUGGAUCGGAAAGGGCCAGGGGGGGGGGACCGAAGCGUUUCUCGGCGGAAGUUGGAGCACGACUAAUUUGUAUUUCACAAAGUAACUAUCAAAGCUGUUCCCAAUCCGUCGGCAGUAAAAAGGAGACGCUAGGCCAGGGUUUGUCAGAGAAUGGGGGAUUAUUUGUCUGCGAUUAUCUGAUUGCUAUUAGAAAGCAUAUGUCGAACAAGGUUGCAGGGUGUAUCGUGUAUCACAAUGCCGUGUGGUUCGGAUGCUUUGCGACAAGACGAGGUGGCGCAUAUCCCGCGCUGGCGGAAAUUGAGGGAGCGUGGUUUUUUAAAUUGGCACGGAUAAAUGAACGCAUGCAGCAACUGUCAGGGGGCAGUGGCGAGGCGCCAUGGCAUGACUCGACGAGCGAAGAGGAUAAUGUUGAGCUAGCUGACACGGGGAAAGAUGCGCCGGCGCAUGUGGCGGGAGACAAGGUUGAGAAGCUCAGUUCUUGA